Messenger RNA from Nymphaea colorata (pocket water lily), 2698 nucleotides. Its product is annotated as protein NUCLEAR FUSION DEFECTIVE 4-like. The record is from RefSeq and is a predicted model, not a curated record. The transcript has a single exon. Lineage: Eukaryota; Viridiplantae; Streptophyta; Magnoliopsida; Nymphaeales; Nymphaeaceae. Gene Ontology annotation, cellular component: membrane. The coding region runs from base 838 to 2595 and encodes 585 amino acids.
AUCUAUAAAAUUUAAAAAAUAAAAAUAAAUUCUGCGACUUGUGAACUUGUGGUUAUUUCAGUGAUAGUACAGAUUUUAGGGUCGAAGAAGCACACUUGCUAUGUGUUGUUUAAUAAACAAGCAAGGUAGUGAGAGAAAACAACAGGCCUCCCACGAUCCCACGGUACCGGAGAAGCACAAUUGCUAUGUUUUGUUUAAUAAACAAGCAAGGUAGACAGAGAAAGCAACAGGCCUCCCACGAUCCCACGGUACCGGAGAAGCACAAUUGCUAUGUUUUGUUUAAUAAACAAGCAAGGUAGACAGAGAAAGCAACAGGCCUCUCACGAUCCCACGGUACCGGGACGCAACCUUCCUCACCAGCAUUUAUGUCAGGUCCUUCAUUUCCCUUCUCCCAAACGCCGGUUUAAACUUUUUACGGUCACAAAUGGAGGACAUUUCCCCAUUGUGGAAGUCGAGAUUCUAGUAGGAAUAAUCUUUUAGCUGAUCCGAGAAACCAAGGAAAAAGGAACAAAAAUAUACAAACCGGUCCAGUCUCAACCUGACUCAGAAGGGUGGCUGCACCACCUCAGAUGCUAGAACUGCAUGCACCACCUGUCACAAAGAAACCGAACUCCAUGGAAAGAAGCCAUGCUCGUGGCGUGCACAUGUCUCUCUCUCCAUCAAUUUUAGUAUUGUGGAGAUCAUUGAAGGCACUUGGUAGGCAUGCUUGUCACUUCCGAUCUAAUUUAAACCAGCAUCCCUGCCUUUGGGUUAUGAUUCGAUUUGAUUGAAUACCGCCGCCUUCACCACCACCAGCGCCACCACAACCAUCGUUGCCAACUGUUCUAAUUGACAGAAAUGGCUGUGACAAAUAUGCGAAGUCUGAGGAACAAUAGAUGGUUGGUGUUCGUUGGUGGGAUAUGGCUACAAACAUUCGGUGGCAUUGGCUAUCUCUUUGGUAUAAUCUCUCCACUAAUAAAAUCAUCGCUUGGAUACAAUCAGAAGCAGAUCAGUGCUCUUGGAGUGGCAAAGGACAUCGGAGACAGUCUGGGACUCAUCCCUGGCUGCCUAUCUCAUGUCUUCCCGCACUGGGCCCUUCUCUUGGUUGGUGCACUUCUUAAUUCUGUUGGGUACGGCAUCAUUUACCUUGUGGUCUCCCAUGAAAUCAACUCCCUUCGUUUCUCGAUUGUUUGUUUCCUUAUAUGUUUAGGAACUAGUGGAGAAACCUAUUUCACUACUGUUGCUCUGGUUUGUAGUGUCAAGAACUUUCCUAAGAGCAGGGGACCUGUAGUUGGUAUGCUCAAGGGGUUCUCGGCUCUGUGUGGUGCAAUUUUUGCUCAAAUUUAUGCAUCCAUGUUCGUGGGGAAUGAGGAGAAAUUCAUUCUCAUGGUGGCUGUUGCUCCUUCUGUUAUUGCUCUUUCAACCAUGCCUGUUUUAAGGACAGUAGAUGGAUGUAAAGAGACGUACCCCUUUGAUGAGACCAUUUUCAAUUUCUUCUAUGCCGUUUGCCUCCUAUUGGCUGCUUACCUUAUGUUAGUCGUCCUUCUCCAAGAUGUGCUACUGAAGAAACUGAUGAGUAACACUGUAAACGAAAUUCUUACGGUCUUGUUGGUGAUAAUGUUGAUUUUUCCGUUUGUUUUUUCGGUGAUAACCACCUUGAGGAACAUGAACGAUAGAACUAGGACGGACGAGAAAGGCCAGAAUCUCGAUUCAUGUCUUCUGGUCCGAGCAGAGGAGAUGACAAGUGAAACAGAAGAUGAAAGCUUCAAAGAUGUGAACUUGAGGCCAGAAUGCGACAGAAGAGCCGUUCCCCACCAGAGAGCUGACUACCUGUACGCAGUAGCAGAAGGUGCACUUAGAAUCAAGAAAAGGAGAGGCCCGAGGAGAGGAGAAGACUUCACUCUCACACAGGCACUAAUUAAGGCUGACUUCUGGCUAAUGGUUAUGUCUCUGAUUUUCGCCUCUGGCACUGGUCUAACCAUUAUAGACAACCUUGGACAGAUGAGUCAGUCGAUGGGUUACAAAAGUAGCCAUGUAUUCGUGUCCCUCAUGAGCAUUUGGAACUUCCUUGGUAGGAUUGCAGGAGGUUAUGUUUCUGAAUUACUCGUACGAAAUCACGCCUGUCCGCGCCCUGUCUCCAUGAUUGUCGCAGAGGUGGCUAUGGCAGUUGGACUGAUAAUAUUAGCCAUGUCAUUAGCAGGAUCAAUGUAUAUAGGAACCAUGCUUAUAGGCCUUGGUCAUGGAGUACACUGGGCUGUUGCACCGGCUACUGUUUCUGAAAUAUUUGGUCUGAAACAUUUUGCAACUCUUUACAACUUCCUCACCAUGACAAGCCCUACAGGAGCUUUCUUCUUCUCAAGUGCAGUUGCAGGGACCAUGUAUGAUUUGGAAGCUCAGAAACAGCAAAAAAGAUACGGUAGAUAUGGACAAGAGUGUGUGGGAGAUUCAUGCUUCUUUGCUGCUUACUUGAUCAUGGCUGGAGUCUGCAUUGCUGCAUCAGUGUCCAGCCUCGUGUUGGUCUACAGGACAAGAGUGGUUUACAAGAGCAUAUACGGGAGAACAAUGAUUUCCGGUCAAGAUCAGGCUGGUAAAGAAGAAGGCUUCUUGACAGAAUGAGGGAAUCAGACCAAUCAAUUUUUCUUGUAUAUAUAGUCACGAUAAAGAUUAUCAAGUGUGCGCUGCUACUGUUAUUGCUCUUGUUACUGUAGUAUUUCAUGUC